Drosophila rhopaloa is the source of this 2814-nucleotide messenger RNA. RefSeq names its product peptide transporter family 1. Gene Ontology annotation, biological process: oligopeptide transport; transmembrane transport. The record is from RefSeq and is a predicted model, not a curated record. Gene Ontology annotation, cellular component: membrane. The coding region runs from base 170 to 2635 and encodes 821 amino acids. Gene Ontology annotation, molecular function: dipeptide transmembrane transporter activity. NCBI's taxonomy places the organism in Eukaryota, Metazoa, Arthropoda, Insecta, Diptera, Drosophilidae. The transcript has 6 exons.
CGACUUCAGUCUGAGGCUGUUGAUCGCCGCUGGCGGACGUUACCCACCUCCCGAUUCAAAACCGAUCCGAACCGAUCCGUUCCGUUCCGACGUGCUAUAUAUUUUUUUGCAGUUGUUAAAUGUUUUAAUUGACGCGUAACGGAUGUAAAGCGAACUACGGAUUCCCAACAUGACGGAUAAAGAAAAUGAAAUACAGCCGGCGGCUGAGCCAGCGUCUUCGCCUGCUGCAGCGAUCGCUCCUGCGAGUCCAACGCCUUCGAUUGGAAAGGCCUCCACGCCCAGAGCUUCGGACGCAGAGGACUCUACCCCGAUUUCAGCACCAGUGGAAGACAUCGCCGCAAGUGCUGCCCCCGUGGAAGACCUCACCGCAAGUGCACCUGCACCUGUGGAAAGCCAACCCGCCGCCGAGACCAAUGGCAAGGCACUGGUGGAGGCCAAGAAGCUGCCCGAAAUCUCCGCGGAACCCCCGAAAAAUGGCAAGGAGAUCGAGUCAAAUGGCAAGGAGCUGCAGGAGGCCAAUGACUUCAAGAAUGUGUCCGAGGCUGAGGGUCAGCAGAAGAAACUGCCGUACCCAAAGUCCGUGUUCUUUAUCAUCAGUAACGAGUUCUGCGAGCGUUUCAACUACUACGGCAUGAGAACUGUUCUGGUCCUGUAUCUGAGUCGAGUUCUGGGCUAUUCCGAUGACACUGCCACCGUGGUCUUCCACGUCUUUACCAUGUUCGUGUACUUCCUCUGCGUUUUCGGUGCCAUCCUUUCCGACUCCUGGCUGGGCAAAUUCAAGACGAUCCUGUACUUAUCGAUGGUGUAUAUAUGCGGAUCGGUGCUGCUGACCCUGGGAGCCAUUGGACCACUUAACCUGCCCGUGGAGACGUUCACGAUGCUGGGCCUGGCGCUAAUUGCCCUCGGAUCGGGUGGCAUAAAGCCCUGCGUUGCGGCAUUUGGCGGCGAUCAGUUCAAGGUGCCGGAGCAGGUGAAGCAGAUCACCUCGUUCUUCUCGCUCUUUUACUUCUCGAUCAAUGCCGGUUCGCUGAUCUCCACCACGGUGACCCCGAUCCUGCGCGAGGAUGUGUCCUGCUUCGACGACAUCAACUGCUAUCCGCUGGCCUUCGGAGUGCCAGCCGUACUGAUGGUCGUCUCGGUGGUCGUCUUCGUUCUGGGACGAUCGAUGUACAAGAUGAAGCCGCCGGCGGGUAACAUGGUGGUCCUGGUCAGCAGCACCAUCUGGACGGCCCUGACCACCAAGUGCAAGGAGAAGAAGACCAAUCCCCGGGAGCACUGGCUGGACUAUGCCGAUGCCAAGUACGAUCGCCAGUUGAUCGACGAUGUGAAGGUGCUUAUGCGCGUGCUGUUCCUCUACCUGCCGCUUCCCGUCUUCUGGGCACUGUUCGACCAGCAGGGUUCGCGAUGGACCUUCCAGGCCACCCGGAUGGAUGGAGACAUGGGCUCCUGGGACAUCAAGCCCGACCAGCUGCAGGUGCUCAAUCCCCUGCUCAUCCUGCUCUUCAUCCCCCUGUACGAUGUGGCCUUCUAUCCGGUCCUGAGUCUCGUGGGCAUCCGACGACCACUCCAGAAACUCACCAUGGGCGGCAUCCUGGCCGGCAUUGCAUUCAUUAUCUCCGGCGUGGUGGAGCUCAAUCUGGAGAAAACCUAUCCCGACCUGCCCUACAGCCAGAAUAUCCAGCUGCGCGUCUUCAACACGGAGAACUGUGCCUACACCUUCACAUCCAAUUUGACGGGAGUGGAGAGCGUGGUGGUGCCGGCACUGAAUGCCUACACGAACAAGGACCUCUAUGUAUCCGGCUGGGUGGACCUGCAAUACUCCCUAAAGUCCGCGACAGCGGAAUGCGCGGAUAUCGACAACACCACCGUAACCCUGACUGAGAAUAAGGCCUGGUCGCUGUUCCUGAAUCCCCAGAAUGUCACCAAUAGCCACUACUGGGAGGAAGACUUUGUGGACAAGCCCAGCGAGAGCCAUCCGCUGAUCCGAAACGUGGCCAAUAUUCCACAGAGUCGGACGAUCCGUUGGCAGAGUGUUUCCAAGGGAGAAGUGGCCUACGAGAACUUAGCCGAGAAGACGCUACUCACCCGCGUCAAUUCGGCGGACUACAAUGUCUACGUGGAUGAGACGAACCUUGGGGAGUUCAAUGUCCACACCGGUGGAGUGUACACUCUGCUGAUCAGCACGACGAGCACCGGGGGAUACCAGGCCAAUCUUGUCCAGGUGACGGAUCCCAACUCGAUGAAGAUCCUCUGGCUGGUGCCGCAGUACGUGGUGAUGACCCUCGGGGAGGUGAUGUUCUCGGUCACCGGACUGGAGUUCUCCUACGCCCAGGCACCGCCCAGCAUGAAGAGUGUCCUGCAGGCCUGCUGGCUGCUGACGGUGGCCUUCGGCAACGUCAUCGUGGUCAUCAUUGCCGAGGCGGCACUGUUCGAAUCGCAGGCCAGCGAGUUCUUCCUGUUCGCCGGACUCAUGUUCGCCGACAUGCUGCUCUUCAUGGUGAUGGCCUACUACUACGUGCCCAACGAUCCCAACAAGGUGGAGGAGGCCCAGCCACUGACGGGCGACGACGCCAAGGCCGAGAUCCCGCCCCUCGAGGGCGGAGUGGAGAACAAGGGCAAGGACAUCAGCGAGUAGAUCUCCGAGCCCCGAUCUGAACUCGAUUCGCUCCUGCGUUGUGUAUUAUAUGUAUUUGUAGAUGUGUAUAUGUGAAUCCUUAGUGGCUCUUGUCCAUUCCCAAGCUAAGUGUAAGUGAGUUGUUGCAUAUGUCAAGACAUCCAUCUAGUUAAUCUAAUAAAAGAAAACUAUUGAUAUAA